Molecule: messenger RNA, 1761 nt
Organism: Colletotrichum chrysophilum
Lineage: Eukaryota; Fungi; Ascomycota; Sordariomycetes; Glomerellales; Glomerellaceae
Exons: 6
Coding region: 1-1761 (586 amino acids)
Molecular function (GO): protein binding
Source: RefSeq, a predicted model, not a curated record
AUGGCUGAUCCCGACAUCGCCUCCCUCUGGGAGACCAAAAAGGAUGCCGACAUCUGGCUCAUGAUGGGCGAAGAAAAGUGGGAGCUGCACGACAAGGUCAUCCGAGGAAGGAGCGAGAUGGUAGACUUUCUCGUCGAUCAGAAGGCCGCAAUGGACGACCGCGUCAAGAAAUUCGCGUUGAAGGACCACCUCUUCAAAGCCCCUGCACUGGAAACCGUUCUCAAGUGGUUGUACGUCGGAGAUGAUGCGCUGCCCCACAAGCCCGAGAUUUUCGAUCUCCUCACGAUCCACGACGUUGCUGCGUCUCUUGGCGUGUCCGACCUCACGGCUGAACUCGCUUCUCGUGUCGGCCGUGACCUGAGCGAUAUCCUCGAUAAGCGCGUCGACAUGUUGGAAGACUUCAUGGCGGUGGCCGACAUCAUCGUCGACGAGGCCAGCGACGCCCACGAUGACCUGAAGCAGGAGUUCCAGAAGGCCAUUGGACCUCACCUGUGCAUGCUCCUCCAGCAGCAAGACUUCUGCAAUCUUCUCCAAGACGACCCCAAGUUCUGCUUCGACACCCUGUCGACUGCCGUUAGCGAGAUCACGCGAGUGACUGAGGAGUCCGAGAAGAAGUUAGCCGAUGCCGAGAAGCAGCAUAGAGUCAACGACUCCGCCAUCGACUUCCCAACCUUCGAUACCCCGGUGUCGAAGAAACCUGCCCGGGAGAGCGCAAGCGAGGGCCCGCAGACUCCGGAUACGUCCAAGAAAAUCAAGUUGGAGAGUCCUCCUAGUGCGGCCGAAGCUAUUGGCCCCGACUCGAUGCGGACCGCUGAUGCUGGAUCUACUCCCUUUGCUGGCCCACGAUUCAGCCGCGGCAUGGAUGCCGGCGCUUUCAACUUCGCCUUCAAAGACCAGCGAGCGUUCCCUCCCAAGUUCCCUGCCCUCUCCAUCAAGCGAGGACCUGCCACCAAGCCGACCCCCGCAGUGAAGUCAUCUUGGGCUCCCACGCCUUUCCCCACACCCAGCGGAAAGGCUUCGCCGUCCGAUGAUAGUUCGGAGGCAUUCGAAUCCUGCGAAGAGGAAUCUGAGGAAGGCGAGAUCCGGGAGAAGCGUCGUGUCAUCCCCUCGCGACCUUCUAUUCAGAGCAAGAUGACGCCUCCUGACCAAAUAGCCCACAAGACUAAGACGAGAUUCCAUGUGCCUGGCAGCUUCGAGGUUUCCCUGGCAGUCCACACCCGAGGUGCUGGCACCAGCGACGUUCAUUCAAAGCCAGCCACAUCUGAUCGGCGAAGUGGAGGGUAUCACCUUAGCAGCUCGUCCAUCCAACAAGAUGACACCCUGGAGUUGCCUGCCAGAUGCAGUGGUAGCUAUGCCUUUGGUAGCACUUCCAUCCAGCAGGAUUCUCUUGUGCCCGACGAAGUCCACAACGAGCAACCGGAGUUGAAGCAAACCGCCGAUACCAACCCCGCUACUGGGUCCCGAACCAUGCCCUCCUCCCACAAGGAGCCCCUCCAGCGUCCAGCUCCCCGCAAAGAGCCCGUCCGGGCACCGUCUCCAGCCCCUUCUCCGGCUUUCGCUCCUGCUUCAGCCUUUGCUCCGGCUCCGGUCUUUACCCCCAGUUCCGCCCCAGCCUCGGCUGAGACCGGCCCCAAGUUGGAUCACAAAACGGCCCGAGAGGUGGAAAGAGGAAGGCUCAAUGUCAAGACUACAAAGCGCGCGAAGACCUCCAAGAAGAUGUAUGACGCGGAUGCACCCAACAUUGACUGCGUUCAGUCUUGA